GGAGAAUCGCUGGUUGUCGAAUAGCGAACACCUGUCGCCGCGAUGAAGCCGUCAACCUUACUUUCGCUCUGCAUAAUAAUCAUUAUUGUAGGAACCGAAAAUGUCUCGUCAGUUUCGCGGUACGAAAAACUGCUAGUUGUAUCCUACGAUGCAUUUAGGUACGACUACUUCAACAGAAAUUUGACCCCCUUUAUGAAUGAAUUAAAGAAAGAAAAUACUCAUGCAGAUUAUAUGGAGAAUGUUUUCGUGACCAAGACUUUUCCCAAUCACUUUUCUAUUGCAACAGGCCUUUAUGAGGAAACUCACGGUGUAAUUGGUAAUCAAGUCUUCAUCCCGGAAACUCAUAAAGUUGUGAGAUAUUCUUACGCCAUGUUUCAUUACAACGAACAAAUAGCUCCUAUUUGGAUUGUCAAUGAAAAAGCAAGCCUAGACAGACACAGCGGAAUAAUGAUGUGGCCUGGGGGUGAUCAAAAAUAUCUUGGUGUUGAACCCACAUUUUUCCAGAAAUUCAAUAUGUCUGUCCCAUGGGAAGACAGAGUAGAUCUAAUGAUAUCUUGGUUUACGCAUCCGACCCAACCAAUAAAUCUUGGUUUCUUGUAUAUAGAAGAACCAGACACAACUGGUCAUGCAGUAGGAAUUAAUGACGCUGCCUUUAAUUUGGUCCUUAAAAAAUUGGACAACCUUACAAAGUAUAUUUACAAGAAUUUGAAUAACCAUGGUCUAAAAGAUGUGAACGUCAUUCACUUGAGCGAUCAUGGAAUGGAAAGUAUUACAAAGGAGAAAAUUAUAGAUCUGAAUAAUUUUGUUAAUAGUUCAGAUUAUACUAUCGUGGAAUCUUCAGCAGCCUUGCAAAUUUUUCCUAUUACUGGAAAACUGGACAUAGUACAUCGGCAGCUGGUAGAAGCGGCGAACAAAACUGGACAUUUUACUGUUUACAAGAAAGAAGAAAUUCCUGAUAGGUAUCACUUCGGAAAGAACCCCAGAAUCCCACCGAUAUUUAUUGUGGCAGAAAUUGGAUAUGGGUUUAAUGAUAUGUACAAAAAAAUCGAGUACUAUGAGAAAGCGUACAAUUUCACUGCCAACAACCUAUCGGAAUUUGGACUUCACGGAUAUGACAAUGAAGAGCCAGCUAUGCGACCGAUGUUUUUUGCUUACGGCUCAAUAUUCAAAAAGAAUUACGAGAUUCAACCAUUCAGUAAUAUAGACCUUUUCCCCUUAUUUUGUGAAAUACUAAAUUUGUCAUGUCCACCCGUAAACGGAACUCUAGAGAAUGUGAGAAGUGGCCUAAAUUCCGCAUUGAAAAUACCUCCAUUUCAAAUAGGACUAGCAAUUGUUGGAGUGUUGUUACUGCUGGGAAUUGGAAUCGUUAUGACUGUAUAUAUUGUUAGACAGCGAAGGGACCGAUUAAACGCAUAUUACAGUUGCCAAUUCAGUGUACCAUCACGAAAAUAACUUUAUUUCCUAGGAUACUAUCUACUGAACCUGAUAACGAAUAUCUUCAAAAUAGACAUUCGGAUUUUGAGGUAAUUUAAUACUUCACGAAUUUAUUUAGAUUUAAUUGACAUCUAUAAGUAGAAUCUACAAAAUGGUAAGAGAGACACAGAGUGACAUGUAAGAUUUUGCAGAAUUACUUCUAGUUUUUAAUUCAGUAUCAAGAUUUAUUAUGUGACCAAACUUCAGUGACCCUAAACACACACAGUAUUUAACGUCAUGAGGAAAUAGUAACAUAUCAUGGAAGUCUGCUGUUGUGACAUAUGCUUAAUGAAGUAUAAAACAACACCAGCGAAGAACAGAAACUAUAAAUCCUAUCAAGUAGAUGUAACAAUAGUAUUAUGUGCCAAGACGUAUUGUGCCUUGAAAAAGGCUAAUCA
Messenger RNA from Neodiprion virginianus, 1871 nucleotides. RefSeq names its product ectonucleotide pyrophosphatase/phosphodiesterase family member 5-like. NCBI's taxonomy places the organism in Eukaryota, Metazoa, Arthropoda, Insecta, Hymenoptera, Diprionidae. The record is from RefSeq and is a predicted model, not a curated record. The transcript is spliced from 8 exons. The coding region runs from base 43 to 1452 and encodes 469 amino acids.